UGUCCGCUCAGUCUGCUUGGUCGGUGUUGCCCGUGGCGUGUCAUUUUUGGCUCCGAUCAUGGCAGAAAUCGCGAUGUUUGUGCGGCUCGCGAGUGAUCGUUCCCCUUCCGUUUGUCCCCUGGGAAUUCUGAGAAAUGAAUUGCGUGUCGAAAUCGUUGGUCCCGGGUACCGAAAGUUUGAACAUUUGGAUUCUGUGUGCACGGUUUUCGAGAGAAGGUAUAGGGUUCUAAUGAUCUUGCUGGUUACAACACAUGGAUGAUCUCAUAAGCGAUCUGCCGCAGAGUAUUCUGGAAAGCAUCCUCACUCGGCUGCCGAUUAGGGAUGCUGUGAAGACUAGCAUUUUGUCUAGAAAAUGGAGGUACAAAUGGGCUUCAAUUACUGAACUUGUAUUUGAUGGCGAAUGUGUCAGCUCAUUGCACGAAGGGAGCACAAUCGAGGGGAGUCUUGUGAAAUUCAUUACACGGGUUUUGUUUCUCCAUCAAGGGCCGAUCCAUAAGUUUCAGGUCUCCACGUGCUACUUGCAUAGCUGCCCCGAUAUCGAUCAAUGGAUACUUUUCCUUUCCCGUAGUAGUGAUGUCAGAGAAUUGAUUCUUAAGUUAGGGGAGGCUGAAUGGGUACGAAUACCCUCCUGUCUUUUUAGUUGUAAGAAGUUGACUCAUUUGGAGCUAUCUUCUUGUGAAUUGGAUCCACCUCCUCGUUUUAAGGGAUUCUUGUGUUUGAGGAGCCUCAGUCUUUAUCGGGUCUUGGUUGCUGCCGAUGCUAUUGAGAAUCUCAUUUGGAAUUGCCCUCUUCUUGAAAAUUUGGCAUUAUCAUACUUUGAUGACAGUCUUGCUAUUACUAUCCGUGCUCCGAAUCUUAAGCACUUGUAUCUGGAGGGCGAUUUUGCGGACAUCUUCCUCGAAAAUACUCCUCUCCUUUGUAACCUGUCUGUAGUUAUGUACAUGGCUGACGACAUGGCUGAGCAAUUUGAGCUUGAGCAAAGCUCGAAUUGCAACUUUGUGAAGUUCCUUAGUCAUGCACCUCGUCUUGAAAGUCUUGCAGGACGUGCUUACUUUGCAAAGUAUUUGAGUAUAGGUGAUGAUCCUGGACCACUGUCCAUCACAUUUGAUCAUCUGAAAAUCAUUGAGUUGUGUGAGGUGAGCUUCGAAGACAUGAAAGAGGUUCUUGUGCUUCUGCGGUUGAUAACGAGUUCUCCUAAUUUAGAAGAACUUCGUAUAUCGGCUGGUGCGAACACAUCACCUGCAGGAGCACCUGAUUCUUUAGAUAUUUGGGAGAGAGAAUGCCCUGCAGAUUGGACAUUUAAACAACUGAAAGUAGUCAAGAUGACUGAUGUAGAUGGCAUACCACAUGAGAUGGAACUUUUAAAAUUCUUGCUUGGCAGCUCUCUGGUGCUCAAGACGAUGACUAUAAGCCCUUCUACAUAUUUUAAGCAUAAUAGAAUGGAUAUGCUAAUUGAGUUGUUGAGGUUCCGCAGGGCUUCUUCUGAAGCAGAAAUCAUAUUUCUUCAAGAAUGAGCUUUGACUAUUGUCUUUUGCGUUCAAUUUGGCAACUGAGUAUUGGUUCGUCCUUUCUCUGAGAAGAUUGGGUUUCUGCUUGGAUCCAGUCUUCUUGGAUCGUUGGAUAUUCAUAGCAUUCCUUGUGUAAUGUAAAUAAGCACUUUAAACUUCCUAAUUAUAUGCCUUGAAUCAGUUUUUCGGUU
Molecule: messenger RNA, 1699 nt
Organism: Rhodamnia argentea
Lineage: Eukaryota; Viridiplantae; Streptophyta; Magnoliopsida; Myrtales; Myrtaceae
Product: F-box/FBD/LRR-repeat protein At1g13570
Exons: 5
Coding region: 252-1514 (420 amino acids)
Molecular function (GO): protein binding
Source: RefSeq, a predicted model, not a curated record